Rhizophagus irregularis DAOM 181602=DAOM 197198 is the source of this 2172-nucleotide messenger RNA. RefSeq lists its product as uncharacterized. Gene Ontology annotation, molecular function: protein kinase activity; protein binding; ATP binding. Lineage: Eukaryota; Fungi; Glomeromycota; Glomeromycetes; Glomerales; Glomeraceae. The record is from RefSeq and is a predicted model, not a curated record. Gene Ontology annotation, biological process: protein phosphorylation.
AUGCUGUGGCUGAGAAAAUCAUUUCAUUAUAUAUUUACUUUUCCGAUACUUCUAUAGAAAAAUAAUAAAACAAAAAUAAAAAUACAAUAGAAUAGAAUGACCGAUAACAUUGAAAUGAAUCCAAAUGAAUGGACUAACUGGAUUAAAGAGGCUAUUUCUAAAAAACAUAUUAAAUAUUAUGAAUAUAAGGAUUUUCAUAAUAUUGAAAUUAACAGUUAUGACUUUGGGAAUGUUUAUCGUGUAAAUUGGAAAAAUUCGAAACAGUAUUUUUCAUUAAAAUCGUUUAAUCUUGACAACAUAACUGUAAAAGAAAUUAUACGUGAGUUUGAACUGCGUCGUAAAGUCAAUUUUCACGAAAAUAUUGUUCAAUUUUUUGGAAUAACGAAUAAAGAAAGUCAAAAUAUUCAAUUAAGACAGUAUUUAUUAGUAAUGGAAUAUUUUAAUGGCGGUUCUCUUCGAAAUUAUUUGGAAGAAAAGUUUAAGGAUCUUACUUGGGAAAAUAAAUAUAAGUUAGCACAUCAGUUAUCUAGUGCCGUAUCACACUUACAUGAAAAAGGAAUUGUUCAUUGUGAUCUGCACACAAAUAAUAUAUUUGUUCAUCAAGAUACUAUAAAAUUGGCGGAUUUUGGUUUAUCGAAAAGAAUCAAAGGGGCAUCUAAACAACAAUCAGACUUAUUUGGUGUUGUUCCUUAUAUUGACCCACAAUGGUUAAAUUGCCGUAAUAAUUUAGUACAAGAAGAUUCAUUAAAUGAAAAGAGCGAUGUUUACAGUAUUGGAGUGAUACUAUGGGAAAUAUCAAGUGGUCAACCACCAUUUAAAGAUAAAUCAUAUGAUGCAGAUUUAGUAAUGAAAAUUUUACAAGGUCGUAGAGAAACGAUGGUUCCAGAUACUCCUACUGAUUAUUUUAAUAUUUAUACUGAAUGUUGGGAUAGCAAACCAAAUAAUAGGCCGACUAUGGAUCAAGUAGUUUUUAAAUUGAAUGCAAUUAUCAACACAAAAAAUAGUAUAAUAAUAGAUAAUAAUAAAUUAAUUCCUCAAUCAUCAGAGAAUUCUGAUAAUAUUGGUAUUUCAAAUAUUAUUAAUUUAUCGCAUGAAGAAUUAUCAUCUAUUAUGAGAAGUUUUAAUAAUAUGAAUGUAAAAGAAAUGGAACCUACAACACUAAAUAUUCAUGAAAAUAUUUUUGAAGAAGACUUGAGCAUUAUAAUUGAUGAAUUGGUCGAUCUUUAUUUUAGAGAAUUAAAUAAAGGGAAGGAAAAUAAUGUAAGAAUGCAAUGCGUUUUUGAUUAUGUUAGUAAUCACAAGAUAGAUUUACAUGAAAUUUAUAAUUGGCUUUUAAAUAAUCAAUAUCAUUCAAAUUCUAUUUAUUUACUUGGAUAUUUUAAUUAUCGUGGAAUCGAAACUAAUAUUAACAAGCAAAAAGCGUUUGAAUUAUAUAAAAAAGCAGCAGAAUCAGGAAGUAGUGUGGCUCAAUUUGAACUUGCUUAUAUGUAUAUUUAUGAAAAAGAUAUUGAUAAAGAUUAUGAUAAAGCAUUUGAAUUAUCUAAAAAAUUAGUAACAAAAGAAUAUUCAAGUGGAAUUAAUCUGUUGGGUUAUUGUUAUGAGUGUGGAUUUGGAACUUGCAUUAAUAUGCCAAAGGCAUUUGAAUUAUAUCAAAAGGCUGCAAAUUUAGGAAAUCUUAGAUCUCAAUUUAAUCUCGCCUUGAUGUAUAUAUACGGAAAGGGUAUCGAAAAAGAUUACUUUAAGGCGUAUGAAUUAUUUGAGAAAUCAGCGGCAGGAGAUUAUUCACAUGGAAUAUGUAUGCUAGGAUAUUGUUGUGAUCUUGGGUUUGGAACUAGUACUAAUAAACAAAAAGCAUUUGAAUUAUAUCAGAAAGCAGCAAUUUUAGGAAAUCGUAUAGCUCAAUAUAAUCUUGCUAUGAUGUAUGAAAAAGGAAGUGGAAUUAAAAAAAAUUUGUAUCAAGCAAUUUAUUGGUACAAAAAAUCCGCUGAACAGGGAUAUCAAAAUGCUCAAAUUAGAUUAUCAAGGUACUUAUAAAAAAAUACAUUUAUAUAUUACGGAUUUUAUUUAUUAGAAUUAUAUGAAUUGUAUUGUAAGUUUUAAAUUUUGUAUAAAAUAUGUAUUUACAUUAGAAAGUAUUAUGAAUAAAGUUUAACUUUUUUUUAUCACCUUUAA